CAUACAUCGAAAAGGCUGCCAUAAUCAGUGACCUCAAAUUUCACCAUUUAUAAACUCUUCACCCCUUUCAAUAAUUCAUUUCAUUCUUUUCACAAUGGCUCAGAAGGUGUCCUCAAAGUUCUAACCAUGACAGAUGAGAAGACCAAGAAGAAAGCCAUAGAAGCGGCUGCAGAUAUCUACGGUGUUGAUUCAAUAGCGGCGGAUCUAGAGGAACAGAAGCUGACGGUGGUAGGGCAGAUGGAUGCAGUGGCGGUGGUGAAGAGGUUGAAGAAGGUAGGGAAAGUGGACAUUGUAUCAGUUGGACCUGCGGUGGAAGAGAAAAAAGAGGAGAAGAAAGAAGAAGCCAAGGAAGACAAACAAUAAUAGUAUUAGUAUCAAAUU
Hibiscus syriacus is the source of this 381-nucleotide messenger RNA. Its product is annotated as heavy metal-associated isoprenylated plant protein 39-like. Lineage: Eukaryota; Viridiplantae; Streptophyta; Magnoliopsida; Malvales; Malvaceae. The transcript is spliced from 3 exons. Gene Ontology annotation, molecular function: metal ion binding. The record is from RefSeq and is a predicted model, not a curated record. The coding region runs from base 127 to 363 and encodes 78 amino acids.